This is a messenger RNA of Trichomycterus rosablanca, 1119 nucleotides long. It is a transcript of the gene hmgn7, whose product is annotated as high mobility group nucleosomal binding domain 7. Gene Ontology annotation, biological process: chromatin organization. Gene Ontology annotation, molecular function: nucleosomal DNA binding. NCBI's taxonomy places the organism in Eukaryota, Metazoa, Chordata, Actinopteri, Siluriformes, Trichomycteridae. Bases 122 to 394 code for a protein of 90 amino acids. Gene Ontology annotation, cellular component: nucleus; chromatin. The record is from RefSeq and is a predicted model, not a curated record. The transcript has 6 exons.
UCUAAUGUGAAGCAGCCCCAGUGUUUACUACAGAAUCAGAGCAUUGCGGACGAGUUCUCCUUUUAACUCCGAAUUAUUACACACAAACUGUUCAUUUAGUGUUUCAAUAAAAGAGGAAAACAUGCCGAAGAGAAAGGGAGCUGAUGGAGAGGUGAAGGAGGAGCCUCAGAGAAGGUCUGCCAGGUUAUCUGCAAAACCAGCACCCCCAAAUCUGGAACCUAAACCCAAGAAAACACCCAAGAAAGAGAAAGAAGUAAACGAUAAGAAGGAGGACAAGAAGACAAAGGGCAAGAACAACGAGGCCGAGGAGAACCAGUCGGAAAACGGAGAGACCAAGACUAACGAGGUUAAGAAGACUCCGGAGCCAAAGGAGGAGGAGAAUAAAACUGAGUAGCACCUUGUCUGUCCAUCCAUUUCUCUCUCUCUCUCUCUCUCUCUCUCUCUGUCCGGCCUGUUUUCUCUUUCUCUCUUUUUUUCAGUGGGUUGUGGGUUUCGAGCCCCAGACGGAUCCGUCUUUCCACAAUUCGCCACCAGAGAGAUAUUUUUAUCAGUAAUUUUGUAAAUACUGGUUAAGGUUUUUAGCACAAAUUGCAGACGCUGAUGAAGGGAUUUUGGGAUUGCGUAAGUCAACGUGAGGGGCGCGCAGAGGCGGUGGAGGUUCCGUAUCGUUUCGUGAGCUUUUAUUUCUUUAUUUUUGGUUGUUUUAACAGUCUUGUGGAUCUGCCUUGGUGGCUGCUUGUGUCUGUAAGCGACUCUCUCCAAGAUCCUGGAGUUUUUGAUCCUGUUUGUUCUUCACUUUUAAGUUUUACUUAAUGUUUGUUUGUGGGGAAAAUCCUACAAAAAAUUGUACAAAAAAAUCCUAAAAAGCCAUUCACAUCCCGAGCUGUAGAGAACGUCACGCCACCAACGAGGUAUCAUUAACGUGGUGAACUGGAUCGUUGGGGGGGGGGGUAUUAGCGCAGCAGUGUACGACCUUUCCUUUGUUUUUUUGUGAAAUUAUGGGAUUUUAAAAAGAAAAUGUUUUGGAAUUUUUUUAAACAGUGAGAACCCUUCUGUGAAAGAGCAGCGUGACCUAAAACCCACUUAAUAAAACCAUUGUGGAAGUUUUCCUCAAAAAAA